Messenger RNA from Pseudopodoces humilis (Tibetan ground-tit), 3652 nucleotides. RefSeq names its product mitogen-activated protein kinase kinase kinase 9 (gene MAP3K9). Gene Ontology annotation, molecular function: JUN kinase kinase kinase activity; ATP binding; protein binding. Lineage: Eukaryota; Metazoa; Chordata; Aves; Passeriformes; Paridae. Gene Ontology annotation, biological process: protein phosphorylation. The record is from RefSeq and is a predicted model, not a curated record.
AUGGAGCCCCUCACCGAGCUCAGCCAGGAGGGCGCGGGCGGCGGGGAGCCGCCGGGCGACGGGCCUCUCUGGACGGCUGUCUUCGAAUACGAGGCGUGCGGCGAGGACGAGCUGAGCCUGCGGCCGGGGGACGUGGUGCAGGUGCUGUCCCGGGACUCACACGUGUCCGGCGACGAGGGCUGGUGGACGGGCAAGAUCGACCAGCGCGUCGGCAUCUUCCCCAGCAACUACGUGAGCAGCGGCGUGCAGGGGGGCGGCCCGGAGCUGCGCGCCCGAUACCCGCCGCCCCCCGCCAUACAGCUCCUAGAGAUCGACUUCUCAGAGCUUGUUCUGGAAGAAAUCAUUGGCAUAGGGGGCUUCGGAAAAGUGUAUCGAGCUGUAUGGAUAGGAGAUGAGGUUGCUGUCAAGGCAGCUCGCUAUGACCCUGAUGAGGACAUCAGCCAGACCAUUGAGAAUGUCCGCCAAGAGGCCAAGCUCUUUGCGAUGUUGAAACAUCCCAACAUCAUUGCCCUCAGGGGCGUGUGUCUGAAGGAACCUAAUCUUUGCCUGAUCAUGGAGUUUGCCCGCGGAGGAUCGCUCAAUAGGGUGUUGUCUGGUAAAAGGAUACCUCCUGACAUACUGGUGAAUUGGGCAGUGCAGAUUGCCAGGGGAAUGAACUACCUGCACGAGGAAGCAAUUGUACCCAUAAUUCACCGUGACCUCAAGUCCAGCAACAUACUGAUACUCGAAAAGGUGGAAAAUGGAGAUCUGAGCAACAAGAUGUUGAAGAUCACGGAUUUCGGCUUGGCCAGGGAAUGGCAUAAAACUACCAAAAUGAGCGCAGCUGGGACAUAUGCCUGGAUGGCUCCUGAGGUCAUCCGCUCUUCCAUGUUCUCCAAAGGCAGCGAUGUUUGGAGUUAUGGUGUGCUGCUUUGGGAACUGCUAACAGGAGAAGUACCAUUCCGAGGAAUCGAUGGUCUUGCAGUAGCGUACGGUGUUGCUAUGAAUAAGCUUGCCCUUCCGAUCCCUUCCACGUGUCCUGAGCCUUUUGCCAAACUCAUGGAAGAUUGCUGGAACCCUGACCCACACUCACGACCUUCCUUUGCCACUAUCCUAGACCAUCUUACUGCCAUAGAAGAGUCUGGUUUUUUUGAAAUGCCCAAAGAUUCCUUCCACUCCCUGCAGGAAGACUGGAAACAAGAGAUCCAAGAGAUGUUUGAUCAGCUCAGAGCCAAAGAAAAGGAGCUGCGCACAUGGGAAGAAGAGCUGACUCGUGCUGCUGUUGAACAGAAGAACCAUGAGGAGCUGCUUCGAAGGCGCGAACAGGAACUGGCAGAACGUGAGAUUGACAUCCUGGAAAGGGAGCUCAACAUCAUCAUCCACCAGCUGUGUCAGGAGAAGCCUCGGGUCAAGAAACGCAUGGGGAAGUUCAAGAGGAGCCGGCUCAAGUUAAAAGAUGGCAAUCAUAUCAGCUUGCCUUCAGAUUUUCAGCAUAAAUUCACUGUGCAGGCUUCUCCAACGAUGGACAAAAGGAAAAGUUUGAUCAGUAGCUGCUCCAGCCCUCCUGCAAGUCCUACCAUUAUUCCCAGACUCAGGGCCAUACAGUUGACACCUGCUGAAAGCAGUAAAACAUGGGGACGAAGCUCAGUCCUUCCAAAGGAGGAAGGAGAGGAAGAAGAGAAGAGAGGCCAGAAGAAAAAGGGACGCACCUGGGGACCAAGCUCACUUUGUCACAAGGAGCUAGGUGCAGGAGAAGAGGGUCUGAAAGCUCUGGUAGAAGGAUGCAAGCAGUGGUCAUCCAGUGCACCAAAUCUUGGGAAGAUCCAGAGAACUGCACCUGCUUUCCCAGGAUUCACCAGCUUAGCAGAGAUGGAUGAUGAGGACAGCGAAUGUUUUAAUGGAGAGGGCAAAGUGCACCCUUCACCUGUGCACAAUCAGUCAUACCUCUGCAUCCCAUUUCAGAAGAAUGAAGAGUGGGAUGGCCCUUCUAGUGAUGCCAAUGAGGAAUCCACCCCUGUAAACUCUGCUACAAGUACCCCACAGCUGACACCCACCAACAGCCUCAAACGUAGCAGCUCCCACCACAAGCGAUGUGAGGUUGCAUUGCUUGGUUGUGGAGCAGUGCUGGCUGCUGCAGGCCUGGGUUUUGACCUGUUAGAAGCAGGGAAAUGUCAGCUGCUGAUUGAGGAAGAGACAGAGGUGCCCAAGGAAGAGAAGAAGAAACGUGAUAGCAUUUUUCAGCGAGCUGGACGCCCACGCAGGAGCACUAGUCCCCCUUCCCGGAAGAUCUUCAAGAAGGAUGAUCCCCUGUUGUUGCUAGGCGAGCCAUCCACAUCCCUCACCCUUCUUUCCCUGUCUUCCAUUUCUGAAUGUAAUUCCACCCGGUCCCUGCUGCGCUCAGACAGUGAUGAGAUUGUGGUUUAUGAGAUGCCUGUCAGCCCAGUGACAGUCAAGGCUCCCUUGCCAGCCAUUACAAACCCACUGGUCAAUGUCCAGAUAGAGAGGUUCAAACAAGACCCCAACCAAUCCUUGACUCCCACACACGUGACACUCUCUUCCCACACCCAGCAAAGCGGACACAGGCGCACACCUUCUGAUGGAGCCAUCAAAGGGAGUGGACUGGUUGUCAAUGGGUGCCCAACCAGUGGAUGCCCUUCCAGCAGCUGUUUAACUGGAGCACUGGGAGCAGGUGUGUUAAAAACACCUAGUCCAAGCAGAGAUCCCGGUGAGGUCCCUCGCCUGCCAGACCCCAACAUUGUUUUUCCUCCAACCCCGAGACGAUGGAAUGCACAGCAGGAUCCCACACUGGAAAGACCCAAGACAUUGGAGUUCCUGCCCCGGCCACGUCCUGCAGCCAGUCGGCAGCGGCUUGAUCCCUGGUGGUUUGUGUCACCCAGCAAUGCCAAGGGUGAAUCUUCUGCCAACAGUUCAAGUACUGAUACUCCAAGCAAUCUGGACUCUUGUUUUGCUAGUAGCAGCAGCACUGUAGAAGAGAGACCUGGACUGCCUGCACUGCUUCCUUUCCAGGUGGGUCCUCCUGCAGAGGAGCGGACACUAUUGGACAUAGAUGCUGAGGGGCAGAGCCAGGACAGCACCAUUCCGCUAUGCAGAAGUGAACUUAACACACACAAAGCUGCAGCAUAUGAACUCAAGCAAGAAUUCUGGUCUUAAUAUGAAACCACUGGGGGCAGUGAGCCCCUCUAAAUUCAAUCCUACUUUUUGCACUGAGAAUGCACUUUGAAAACAGAUGAGAUGGAGGGAUGCUACAGAGAUCAUAUGGUGCUGCCUCUGCUGAAGAUGUGUUGUCAGCUGCCUGAUUUUUGUCUGCAUUUGGGUGAAACUUGGCUACUCUGAGCUGCUGACUUUUGCUGUGGGGUUUUUCUGUAGUCUUCCCUGCCCUCUUAUUGCAGCUUGAAUCUGCAAUGAGCUUAAAUUAUCAUAUCAAAGUCUUUUGUUACUGACCUUGUAGGAUUUGGCACUUGCAGAAUGGGAGUAGUUGCCUUCCUCUUCAUAGCAUGCUGUUAUCUUAAAGACAUUGUGGACAAUACUGCGUAGAGAUGUUGCUUCGAUAUGUCACAAAACAGGAUACCUCUCAUUCUGUUGAAGGUGAGGCAGUAAUGGUUGAGUAAAGAAAGGUCUUUGCCUUUGGAAUGUUUUGUUAAAUAAAACAUGA